AAUAUUGGCAAUCAAAUUACUGAUACCGCGUUCCUAUCAUACAUAGACUGCUGCCGAUGCCAAGAAUCGAACCAAUCAAUCCAUCCAGAAUCAGUUGUUUAUUGUCGACUCUACGUGACCCUCAAGUGGUUUGAAAACAGAACAUAUUUUAAAAACUUUAGUCUUACCAAAAAGUUUACAGAACUCUCUUGUUUCCACUCUUCGAAAAUGGAGGGAAAAAUUAAAUAUGGCUGCUCGCGUUCUUUAGUGAAGUGUGUUACUAAAUUAAUGAAUCUAGGUUAUUUAUUUUUUAUCACAGUGCAGUUUUAUGAGUGAGUGUCUAAAAGUACAUACCUACCUACAAUCUUGUAUUGUAACUAUUGUGAGUUGUGAGUGGAAUGUGAAUUAUCUAGAGCAAGCUUUGAAAUGGACACAAUUUAAUUCUACUGAUUAAAACAAAUCAAAACUGUACUUAUGAUAUUAUUUCGUGCCGCGACAUGGCCCCUUUGGCUAGGCUUCACAAAUUAAAAAGGAAAUUGUCUUCAGGGAUGAUUCACGUGGACGAGACUGAUCCAGUUGGAGAAAUAGAGCCCCCGUUCCCGUACAGAGAUGUUGUCAUCAAGAGGAACACAGAUGUCAACGACCACUAUGAAAUGCUAUCAGAGAUUGGACGGGGUAAAUUCGGCACAGUCUACCUCUGCCGCGAGCAGUCGACCGGCCUCCAGCUCGCCGCCAAGCUGGUAGCAGUACGCGGACGCGACGAGCGACGUAAUGUGGAGCGAGAGGUGGACGUGAUGAGGCGGCUGCGGCACCCGCGGCUGAUACAGCUGUAUGAUGCCUACGAGUGGGGCAAGUGCAUGUGCGUCGUGCUCGAGCUGAUCACAGGCGGAGAGCUCUUCGAGCGCGUGAUAGACGAGGACUUCGUGCUGACGGAGCGGGCCUGCACGGUGUUCAUGCGGCAGAUCUGCGAGGGCAUCGAGUUCGUGCACCGCCAGAACAUACUGCAUCUGGAUAUGAAGCCAGAGAACAUCCUCUGUUUAACAAAGGCUGGUAACCGGAUAAAGAUCAUAGAUUUUGGUCUGGCCCGGUUCUACGACCCUGAGAAGAAGUUGCAAGUGCUGUUCGGAACUCCCGAGUUUGUGGCCCCAGAGGUGGUCAACUUCGAUCAGAUCGGCUACGGGACAGAUAUGUGGUCUGUCGGCGUUAUCUGUUAUGUUCUAUUAUCAGGCCUAUCACCGUUCAUGGGCGAAACGGACAUAGAGACGAUGGCCAACGUCACGGUCGCUAAAUAUGACUUCGACGACGAAGCUUUCAAUGAGAUCUCCGACGACGCUAAAGACUUCAUCAGGAAACUGCUCGUCAAAGACAAAGAGUCGCGGCCGACCGCGCCCGAGUGUCUGCGGCACGGGUGGCUCGCGCGCCGCCCCCCGCCCCCGCCGCGCCCCGCGCCCCUCCCCUCUCCCAAGCACGAGCUCGACGUGGCCAAAGACAAUCUGAAACUGUUCGUGGAGCGCUGGAGCGAGCACCCCAACUCGCCGUACGUGUUCGACAACCAGGCGCACGAGAUCACCUGCCUCGCGGGGGAGAGGUCGUCCAUCGGCGGCUGCUCGCCGUCCCCGCGCAGCUCGCUCAGCAGCAGCCCCGACUCCGUGCUCACCGAGGACGAGCUGCCCCCGCCCGCGCCCCGCGACCCGCCCCGCUACACCCCCGUCGAGCGCCGCGCCUCCGACAGCUCCUGCUUCCUGCACAAGCGAGCCGACGUGCUCGUCCGGAAGAACCUCGCCGAGGAAAUCAAGAAACUUUCCGACCAUCUGUUUAUGCUCUCCACUAUGAACACCGACCUCGCCAAUAAUAAUAGCACCAAGGAAAUAGACAAGAAUAUUACGGAAACCAAAUCCAUGACAAAGGAGGAGAAGAAGAUACCGAACGGGUUUAAAAAGGAAACGACGACGACAACAACCAAAACCAUGACAAACGGCAACGCCAACCAAACAAACAUCACAACUUCAAAGUCUAGUCAUAAGAUCACGUCUACGUUCUUAACACAAAGGUUACCAGAGAAGCCGAUGACCAGUAAUAUGCCGUGGGCGAAGGCGGCCACGACGCGGGCAAAGAAACUUACCAAUUUGAGCAGAGACGUUCCGGACCAGCCCAAGGAGAGACGAAACAGCUUCUUCGACGAAUUCGACAGAAGAAGAGAGAAAAUCGAUAAACUCGUCAACGGAUCCGAGAACGGUAGACAAAUGCCUUACAGAAGGGGGGAUGAGAACAACGCGCACAGGACAAAGGACCUUCUACUUCACUUGCUAGAAAAGUGGGGGGAGAACGAAGAAGUAGAGGAAAGGUCCGCGGGAGGCACGUCCAAUGGCGGCAGACACCAGUCGAUAUCUCUCGAGUGGUCUCCUUCCAACGAAGUGGCUCAGAACUCUAUGAGUAGCGUCCACGCGUUCUACAAGAGACAAACCUCGGAUGAGAAAACGCACAGAAAUAAAAUCACAUCCACUUUUCAAACUACCAAAUGAUUUUUACUUUUAAAUGUAUCAAUAUAGGACACGAUAAGGAAAAGUUGGGGAUAGCAUGGAUAUUUACAGACAGUGGAAGGCAGUACAAUGAAAUAAAAUCGUGGCGCAGCAAAAUACUGCAGUGGUCAACCAAGUUCUCUUCUAGCUGUUCAUCCUUUUUUCUUUACGGUGUCAGUUUGAAACAGGGACUUAAUACUAAUUUAGUGCCAUGGAGUUGUGUUACCAAAGUAACGAUCAAGUUGAGAUUAAUAAAUAAUUUGUUUUAGAUUAAGAAUACGAAGCUGAAAAUGACAACGUAUAAAAAUGACUCUAGUCGGAAUAACACAAUAAUACACAGUAUUUAAGACUGAAAAUCGUUUGGAAAUCAAAUCACAACUUUUACAUUGACAAUAGUAAUUAACAUUAAGAUUAGUUUCGAAAAUACUUAAACUGUACUUAAUUGAGGUGUCAGAGAGGUGUUCCUUUUCUUUUAGGUUUUAUUAUGUAAUUUAUUGUUAUUAUGUGUACUUAUGUUGAUAAAUAUAAGGCUUUUUAUUUGUAA
This is a messenger RNA of Plutella xylostella (diamondback moth), 3042 nucleotides long. Its product is annotated as myosin light chain kinase, smooth muscle. Gene Ontology annotation, biological process: positive regulation of apoptotic process; intracellular signal transduction; protein phosphorylation. Gene Ontology annotation, cellular component: nucleus. Lineage: Eukaryota; Metazoa; Arthropoda; Insecta; Lepidoptera; Plutellidae. Gene Ontology annotation, molecular function: ATP binding; protein serine/threonine kinase activity. The record is from RefSeq and is a predicted model, not a curated record.